UUAACUUUAAUGGAAAGAUGGGGACUGGGGAGUAUAUAUUCUCAACUGAAGCAGUGGAUUCACUCUAACACCACCUCCUCUUUCUAACUAGCGGUGUGCCGGUGCCACCAUCCUCCGCCAUUAAAGCCUCAGUACUGUCCUUUUUCUAACUCCCUACUCUUAAAACCCACCUCAAUUUCCCAUUCAACUUCAACGAUUUCAAUUAACCAUUUCAUCUUCAGCCUACCCCCUGCUUCAACGUUCAAGCACCAAUAUGGGUCUGUCACCAUACUCAAACCCUUCCGAUGCCGGAAUCCUAUGUGUAAUUCUGGUGAAAACCGCCAUGUCGAUAUCUUUCAUGAAGGAGAUCCUUCGUUCCAUCCUUAAUCUCGUCGGAAUCCAUUUCCCGGGGUGGGAGGAUGUUUCCGAUCAAAACUUCACAGAGUCACCGGAAUGCCGUGGAACACCAUCAACGAGUUACAUGGAGGAGUUCAGAAGCCGGACACCAACACUCCGGUACGACUCCCUCCUCUCUUCUCCCCUCACCAAACAAGAAUGUUCCGUUUGCUUGAUUGAAUUCAAACCAGACGCAGAGAUAAACCACCUCUCCUGUGGACACGUUUUCCAUAAAUCAUGCCUCGAGAAAUGGUUAAAAUACUGGAACACCACUUGUCCUCUGUGUCGAAACCACAUGAUGGCGCCUUUAGAAUCCGAAGAAAACACCUGUCCGAUGUGAUCGUGAUAUCGUGAUCGAGUUUAGAUUUGUUAGGAGUAUAGUCAGUUUUGAGUUUUGUACAUAUUAACUCCAUGGUUUCCGGUGUCAUAUGCAUCUGAGAAACGGAAAAGCUUUGUUCCAGUUUGAAUUAUAUAUAAUAAUAAUUAUAUAUUUGAAUGAAA
Molecule: messenger RNA, 876 nt
Organism: Lactuca sativa (garden lettuce)
Lineage: Eukaryota; Viridiplantae; Streptophyta; Magnoliopsida; Asterales; Asteraceae
Product: putative E3 ubiquitin-protein ligase XERICO
Source: RefSeq, a predicted model, not a curated record